AUGCGCGGGGUGGAGCUGCUGCACUUUGCUUCGGCACUGUUACGUUGCAGGGCCACACGUGCAACGGCGUUGCUCGCGGGGGAACAUAAUGAGCACCUGCUGUUGCCCGUCUUGCAGCGCUGUGUGCGGGUGGCAGGGACUGAUAUGAGCGUGGAGGACUUGUACAAUGCGGGCACCGCACGCAGUCACGCGUGUGGAGUCGUGGAUGCGUUCCUCGAGACCGUCGCGUACGCAUUAACGACGGCUGCAGCCAACGCAGCAGAUCCUGCAGGGGGCGCCGUCUUCGCGACGCCGGUAUUGGAGGCUUUCAUGGGUGAAUGUGAGGCAACGUUGACGGACUGGGAUCUCUACAUGCUGCACCCGCCAACCGUGUACGUCCUCACGCGUCUUGUGCUGUGGCAGUUUAGGACCCCGGCGGGGGUGACGGGGGAGGAACGAGGCAGACCGGCGGAAGAGUUUGUCCUCUCCGGCAUGUUUGAGCGGCUCUGGAGCGUUGUUGCCCAGCCGCACCUUUGGAACAUCACGGAGGAUGAGCAGCUCUGCUCGUACCAGCAGCUGCAUCAUCGGCAGACGGUUGCGGCGACGAUUCUGCGCUUUCUGGAGCUCACCGCGGGGGUGUUGCGUGACGAGCCCGUGACGCAUAAGGCGAGGCGGCGGCGUGCCGUGCGGCGGCUGAACCUGCUGCUGCUGUAUCUUGUGCUGGAAAAGGCGACUGGCCCGGCAGUGGUGCACGAUGCCGCCAUGCGCGUCAUGCAGGCUCUCGGGGAGGCGGGGUUGUAUCCAGACACCCUUGCCUUCUUUCUGGACCAGAGCGCCCACAUCGUUGACGAGGCCGCGCGCGCUGUCACAGAGGAGGACUUUCGCGCCGCCGCGGCUAAUGUCCUCCGCGGCGGCGUUGGUUUUCUGCAGAGCAAACUCCUGUCAGUUUCCCGCAAGGAGGGGGUGAGGAGCGCCACAGCGCGGCAGUGGGUGGACGUUCCGUGUGCAGACGGCCCCACCUCAGUUGUGUCUGUAGCCUCCGCCGUGCCCAAGGUCUCCGAUUUUGUCGCCACCGCCGUGAAGGUUGCAGCCGACGGCUGCCGACGCGCGACAGUUGAGGAAGACACCGCCGGGGCGCUGGCCUCCGUCGCGCUGCUCGCGGAAUGCUUCAGCGUGGCUGCGGCACUCAACCGGUCCGUCCCGCAACUCGGGAUCGACGAGGAGCAGGACUGCCUCACCACCGCGGCAGAGCCGCGCGUUCAAAUUCUUCAGCUCACAGUUCUCGAGGCGGUGCAGAUGUUGCUGGCAUACUGCACGCGGAAUGACGUGGUCGCGCCUCUCGCAAUUCGUGCCCUCACACGCGGCCUCACCGUGUUUCUGACUACCCCCGCUGCGGAGACGUGGGUGCGGAAUGCGGAGGACGGCGGCGAGGGUGGGCAGCCACCAUCCGUGUUUGAGUGGGACCCAAACGCCGCGGGCGUGCUUCCGCGCAGUCACCUGCGCACGGUGUACCAGGUGUAUCUCUCUUUCUUGGCGAUUCUUGCGGAGCCCGUGGCCGGCUUCACCGCCGCAAGCGAAGCGAGGCGGCUAUCGGCGCAGGAGCGCCGGGCGCUUGAAGCCGUGCUGCCUACCCCGGCGGUGAUGGCGGCGAUGGAGGGGCUACAGGCACUCGUUGCGCUGGCCACCGACUUCCUCUCGCGGCGCGUCGUAGAGGAAGUGCUUCCCGUCAUCGUCACUUGGCACCAGCGCGGGGCCCUGCCACGCAUUCCUACACGUACCGACGAAAAGGUCCAGGCCGCCGCUAGGAAGUUUUUGCAGGAUACGUGUGUGCUUGAACCGUCCCUGGGCGAGGAGGUACGCGCCGCGUGUAGAGCCGUGCUUCCAUCUUUCAUUCCUGCCCCAGCCGAGAUUGCCGAGGAUUCGUAA
Trypanosoma rangeli is the source of this 1905-nucleotide messenger RNA. RefSeq lists its product as uncharacterized. NCBI's taxonomy places the organism in Eukaryota, Euglenozoa, Kinetoplastea, Trypanosomatida, Trypanosomatidae. The transcript has a single exon. Bases 1 to 1905 code for a protein of 634 amino acids. The record is from RefSeq and is a predicted model, not a curated record.